Messenger RNA from Polyodon spathula (Mississippi paddlefish), 3740 nucleotides. Its product is annotated as leucine-rich repeat and transmembrane domain-containing protein 2-like. The transcript is spliced from 4 exons. Gene Ontology annotation, molecular function: protein binding. Bases 526 to 1677 code for a protein of 383 amino acids. Lineage: Eukaryota; Metazoa; Chordata; Actinopteri; Acipenseriformes; Polyodontidae. Gene Ontology annotation, cellular component: extracellular matrix. The record is from RefSeq and is a predicted model, not a curated record.
ACACACACACACACACACACACACGCAGACUGGCAGAAAGGGCAUGCAUGCAUAAAUACGUAUGCAAACACACUGCACUCGUAUGCAUGUAGACCUACUAUACAAAAACAAACACACACACGCUCUUUCUGGCAGAAGCCAGUGGACAUCAUAAAUACAUCAAGUGCCCGUUUGCCCUAAGGAGGCAGAUUGGCUAGUCAGACCACCCUUUCCUAAGAAGACUACAUUUCCUCUACAGUCUCGGGAUGCAUUUGUGUACAACGAACUAAAAGCAGGAGUCUUCCAUUUUCCACACAAGGAGGACUAUGAUAUUUUUUCGAGGGGGAGAAUUCUUGGAAAACAUCUGUACAUAAGUUUUAUUUAUUUUAAUGAAAAAGUUUGAUGCUACAGUUUUGUCAACUGACAUGAAUGGGAUACGGUUUUAAGCACUACUGGUUUUUUUUGUCUCGCCGAAGGAGGCAGGGAUCGGAUGGACGGAGUUGACAGGCUGAUGUAAGAGCUGGGAAAGUGAGUAUCAAAGCAAGAAUGUCCAACAUGAAAAGCCCCACAGAGGCCUGGGAACUACAGCAUAGCAAACCUGCACUCAGGCUGUGGAACAUUGCCCUCCUCUGCCUGCUGGGUAUAAUGGCCUGUUUGGUGGAAACAGCGUGGGCCUGCCCCAUCCAAUGCGAGUGCAACAGCACCGUGGUGGACUGCAGCGACCGUGAGCUGCUUUCCCUCCCUUCCAACCUUCCCCCCAACACCAAGACCCUCCUCUUGCUCAACAACAAACUGAGCUCCCUGUCUCCCGGGGCCUUCUCCAACCUUACCUCCUUGGAGAGGCUGGACCUGUCCAACAACUUCCUGGACAACCUGCCUGCUUCUCUGUUCAGAGACCUGGGCAACCUGUCAGAGCUAGUCCUGCAUAACAACAGCAUCACCGGGCUGGACAAGGGCCUGCUCCAAAGCUGCCCGGGCCUGCAGCGGCUUGACCUGUCCAUGAAUGGCCUCUCCCAGGUGCCCCUGGGGCUUCUCAAUGACCUGCCAGGGAUGGAGUGGCUCUCCCUGGCUGACAACAGGCUGCAGGCCCUGGAGAGGGCUGCCUUUGAACCCCUAUCCAGCCUCCAGCACCUGAACCUCAGCGGAAACCCCUGGGAGUGCAGCUGCAACCUGAGGGACUUCAAGCACUGGAUUGAGUGGUUCCUCUACAGAGGAGGGAGAAUCGAUGGUGUGGAAUGCACGCUACCCAAAGACCUGCGUGGCCGGGACAUUCGCAACGUGCCCAUGGAGAUGUUCAACUAUUGUGUGCAGCUGGAGGCCAGCUCAUUGGUGCCCGGGGGGGAGGGCAAGCAGCUGCCAUGCAGCCGAGGGGCGGAACCUCCCCCACCGGCCCCCCCACAGCCCCCCAUGUAUCCCUCCAUUAGACACCAUACAGGGGUGAUGGAUCCGAUGAUGCCAGGGUGCGUGAGGCAGCGAUACCGUCCGGUGAGCGUCCGGCGAGCCAUCGGCACGGUGAUCAUCGCGGGAGUGGUGUGUGGCAUCGUCUGCAUUAUGAUGGUGGUGGCAGCUGCGUACGGCUGCAUCUAUGCCACCCUGAUGGCCAAAUACCAACGCGAGCUGAAGAAGAGGCAGCCACUGAUGGGAGAAGGAGAUGGAGAGGGCGAACAGGACGAGAAGCAGAUCUCUUCGGUGGCUUAGAGGGAUUGAGCCCUUCAGCUCCCCUGUGCUUCGUUUCUCUAGUUCGUGUUCAUCUCUCUCCUUUUUUUUUUUUUUUUGAUUCCCGGGUUUUGUGCUCUGUGCCAGUUCAGGAAUGAAGAACGGUAACCCUCUGUCCCAAUCUCUUUACAUCUCCCAAAUUUCCUGGAUUCUGUGUGUGGAUUUGUGGGAGGGUGGAACAAGAGAGAAGAAGGAAAAGAGCAAAGCUGUUCCAAAGGAACCCGAAUCCAGGAUUGUAAAAGUUGGCAGACUGUUUAUAAACAGAAAGUAAAAACUCUCUCUCUCUCUCUCUCUCUCUCUCUCUCUCUCUCUCUCUCUCUCUCUCUCUCUCUCUCUCUCUCUCUCUCUCUCUCUCUAUGAGCCUAUCCAAUUCCUUAUUUACAAAUACUGCAAAAAAAUGUCAGUUUCAGUUGUUUCCAAGUUACUUUUAUCCACCUUCUGUUAAAACUGCUAGAAGCCCGUCUCUGAUUUGAGUGGAUACCCUAUUCCUUAACUCUCAACAAAUGGGAUUUAAAGCAGUGCUCACUGAGAGUGGCAUAAGGGUGUGAAUAUUGGAGGCUGACACAGUCGCUGAUGAAGUACACAAUCCAAUUCCUCUUUUUGUCUUACAAUAGAAAGUAAAGAGAAUAUCAUGAACUGAAACAAUUUAAGUGAUUUAAAACUUAACUGGACUGCACUAGUUACAAAGCAAACCUCUGCGAUACGAGCACAACCUUGCAUGCAUCAAAAUUCUCAAUACAGAAAAGGAGCCUGCAUUGGGACACAGACAGAUAUGCUUCUGAUCCUAGUUUUUACUCCAAAGACCAAUAUUCAACACAUUUGGAUAUUUCGCUUUAAGUGAAUACAUUGGUUUACUCUCUGAAAUACCCGAAUGUAAUGAAUAUCUGUCUGUUCUGUAAGGAAACUCUGACAUAACAACAGUUCUGUACCUCCCUAAUAUCCAAUAUACAAUGACUAUACCCUUAUAAUAGCUGACCAAGGUAUUUUUGCACAGUAUUGUUGCAGUUUUCCCAGACUUUUCCCCUGGUUAUACUUUGCAUUUACCACAGUCUACUGUGGUUUGUCAUGUUUAAUAUGUGUUCGAUAUUGCUCUGGGCUCUACAGUGCUUGCCAUAGUUUUAUUAUGCUUUAUCACACCUUGCUAUACUUUUACUAUGGGAAACUUUUAUAAGGGUAACUACUUAUGUAGUUCUAGUAAAUAUAUUACAUUCAUUAUUAUUGUCUCUUUACCAUUACUGUUUGUGAGCAACAUUUAUAACGUAGCAAUAAAGAAUCGGCUGUACUUUUCCCUCAAUCAUUCCUAUCCCUCAAUGGUUUCCAGUGCAAGUUCAGGCAGUGGAAAUUCAGCUUUUCUCUGUUUAUUUCUGUGUCAAUAACAGUGUGUAUUUUAUAAUACUCACCUCCUUGUGCAAUCUUCUUUACCGUUUGAUUGAAAGGACUGCCACGCCUUGAUGACGAGUGGAAGUCACAAAGCUAUUCUCUGAGCAGUCUCUUUUCAGGCACAGGUGCAAAUCCUCAGCAAAAACAGACAGCACAAGGAAGGGGCCUUGUUGGGGCUGGGCCCUAACCGACAGGGCUAAAGUAAUAAGAUGAUUGGUUGCCCAUUGUUUAGUCCUCUGUAAAUCAUUUGCAAGCUUUGGCUGCAAUCAAACUGGAUAUUCUUAAGGCUUUAAAAUGAAACAGUACAGAAGAAAUGCAACUGUCAGUAGCGCAUAGGAAAUAACUCCCUUCUGGUGAUUUGGUUAAUCCCCAUGAGUACUAAUGCUGGCAACAUUAAAGUGCUAAUUUAUUUACUGGAUAUUCUCCAUGUUAACUCUGAGAGCUGGCCUCCAACCCACAGCCCCCCAUUGCCCCUAAUUCUUGGACAACAGUUGCAGUUUAACUGAAUCUAGGCUCAACAGCUGCCCACACAGUUAAAUAUCCUGGUUACAUCCCCAGUGCUUAAGAGUGAGAAAUAUUAAUGGAUCUCGAGAUAAAUCCAGCAUCAUCCUUUCGUUGCUAUGAUGGAAUCUCCCUUUGGGAAUAUGAGUCUUAAAUGCAGGAGA